UAAUAAUUUAUCCGAUUCUUAAGCCUGCUUGUCUGCUUUAAGCAUCAAUGGCAUCCGAAGACAAAAAAGUAGCCAUCUCCCGCCCCGUCCACCAAACCCUAGUUUUCACCCCCGUGCCCUUCGCUCUAUGCUUAGCCUUCAGCUUCUAUUUUAUUCUCAUUCAGAACCUUAAUAGUCCUCUCGCCCUCGCCAUCAAGCUCGCCAACGGCGUCAUCCAAGCAACCAGUGCCUUCAAGUACCUUAAAUCACCUUCACCUUCUUUUGCCACACUCUUCUUCGCAUCCAAAUUGGUGAUUAAAGGCUUCAAGAUCUCCCAGCGCCUGAUUCCCACCGGCGUUGUGGUGGGACCCUCUCCCUCACCUAUCGCCGCCAGAAAGCUCAAAGCUUGCGUCGCCGCCAUUAAUCUCUUGCGGUACGCGCGCCACCCUCCUUAUGCUAAUAUGCCUAUGGGAUUAGGGUUUCUUCACAGCGGGCAAAAGUUUUCCAAGAAUAUCCUUAACGUAUUGGACGGGUUUAUCGGGCUUCAGCUGGAUGCGGUUGUUAGAAGAAGUGUGGAUGCCUUGGGUUUGCUUUUUAAGGCCGCGGUUAUCUUGAGAGUGAUCGGGGAACGGGUUGGAAGGAAUGGGUGGGUUUGGAGGCGAAACAGGUAUAUGUUUUGGAGAGUUUGGGAUUUGAGAUGCGUGGUUUGCCUGCGGUGUAAAAGAUCAUAUUUUGAUAGAAUUGUUAUAGAGAAGAGACUUCCUUGUUUUAGGGGUUUGGAUUUUGGUGCUUGUAAUGUUGCUGGAGUUAAGCAAAUGGAAGUUAGUGUGUCUGAACUGCUUUCAUUGUCCAUUCCCCUAGAAAAGGUGGAUAUGCGAAGUAUAUUGCAAAGACAGUAGCUGUACUCUGCGAUUUCAUACUACUGCUCUAGACAGUUUAUUAGUCUUUAUUUUAAGAAAUAAGUAUCAAUUUUUUGUUCUUUCUGCUAAAAAAAAACAUUUGUAAAUUGUUAGAUGGGCUGUAAAUCUUGUUCUUAGCAGGUUCUCAAGAAAGGAAGCUUCUUAUCUACCUAGAGUCCAUUGUUCAUAGGCUUCAUAUGAUGUUAAGAAAGAAGUAGCUUGUAACAACCCUGUAAGGAUCUGUGAUAAAUUUUGAUUUGGGGACGCUGCCAACUUCAAGAAAACACAAGAUUCAGAAGGGGAAGAAGAGAACAAUCUCUACAAGGGCUUUACUUCAUUUUAUUGCAUACCCUAAUACAUCCAAUAGGAGGUAUAUCUAUAGAGACACAAGAUUCACUUUAAAAUAACGCUAACAUAAACUGCUAUAGAAUUAACCUAUUAACAUUAAGAUAAACCACUAUAGUGUUAAUUACUAACCCAUUUAACCGUUAUAAUCACCUCUUAAGCAUCUAUUACUCAUAAUGAAUGACUGAAUUGAUUAAGCACUCAUUACACAUAUUGAUUGUAUUUUUAUCCAUUGCAAAGUAACCUUGAACUAUCGAUUUGAUUUAUUACUCAUUACACACAUUGAUUAUAUUAUUAUCCCUUGAAAAUUUACCUUGAUCUUAAGUUUAAACUUAAUAAAAGAAGCCACUCAAGAGAGGAUAAAUUCAAGUGAGGAACUGUUGACCUUUUUGACAUUGAUUACUUACAUAUUUUACCUCGAUUCGUUGUCGACUUUGAAAUUUAAUUUUUAUCACAUAUUAUUCUUUAUUAUAUUUGAAUAUAUAUGUGGUUCGGUUGGUGCCAAAUUGAUGAGUGCUUUAUAUGAAUUCAUGCAUUUGAGUCUUUAUUGCACGUAUUCAUCUCCUACAUAAAAUCUUUUGAUUUGUGCCUCAUUUUGUGCAACUGAUUGCUUGAGCUCGUUCGGAUCAUCAAGACCUUUCAAAAGAGUUUAUUUGCGUUAGAGUCGGACACCACUUGAUGUGUGUAGAGGAGAGAGAAUUGUAGGGGUAUUUUCUAAUAUAUUUAAUAAUUAAAAUAAACUAAAAUCAUAAAAAAGGUCGUCCAACACACUCACAAUUCACUACUCACACUCCUGUGCAUAAGAAGGUCGUCUCCCUUGCUUAUCGGGAUGAAAUCUCUCCUUCACUAACGAUAUCCUUCUCUUCCUCCACACGCCAUCAGUUGGAUCUGCCCCUCGCCAGCUGGAUCUGUCCACCACUAGUCGGAUCCUGCCCUCACUAGCCGGGUCUGUGCACCACCAGCCCGAGCCCAUCUCUUGCCCUCGCCAAAUUUGCCCCUCACCAGCCCGAGCCCAUCUCUUGCCCUCUGAUUCGCACGCAACAGCAGCCCAAUGCCUCCUCUACAUCUCUCCCUCAGGCUCACAUCUCCCCCUAUAGCAGAUUUCGGCCAGCAUACUCCUAUAGCAGAUUUCGGCCAGCAAUAGAGGGAGGAUUUGAUGCAGAUUUAGCCAACAAUAGAGGGAAAACAGCUUUACAUUUUGCCAGCAAUAAUAAGGAAGAAUAGCUAUAUGUUUCAGCCACCAAACAAGAAGAAUAACUGCAGAUUUGGGCUAGCAAGGAGGAGAAAUCUGCUCAACAUUUCAGCCGCCAAAGAGGGAAGAACAUCAAAUUGAAGAUCUUUAUAAAGGUAAUGGACAGAGAUGCUAUUUAUUUAUUUCCUUCAUUCUUGAGAUCUAGUGAUUAAAAGUUGAAAUGAUAUUUUGGAGCUUCUAUUUUCCUUUCAAUUACAUUGAGUAAUUGUGGCAUUGAAAAUGUUUCUUUUGAGAGCAAGAAAAAGGAUUCAUAUAGCCGAGCCCACGUAGUGGGACAAAGGCUUGAUGUUGUUGUUGUUGUUGUUGAGAGCAAGAAAGAAAAACAUUCUCAUUUUCUUCUCCUUUAAAAAAAAUCAAAAAGUAAUGAAGCAAUGAGUGAAGAUAGAAUGGAUUUAUGUCUCUAUUGUUGAUAUAAUAAAGUUCCUGUCAUCCAUUUUUACAUAUGUAUUGCAAUUCAAUGUGUGAAUAACAUUCAUCUUGGUUUGAGUUGA
Messenger RNA from Dendrobium catenatum, 2966 nucleotides. RefSeq lists its product as uncharacterized. The transcript has a single exon. The record is from RefSeq and is a predicted model, not a curated record. Lineage: Eukaryota; Viridiplantae; Streptophyta; Magnoliopsida; Asparagales; Orchidaceae. Bases 48 to 878 code for a protein of 276 amino acids.